Molecule: messenger RNA, 1729 nt
Organism: Suillus plorans
Lineage: Eukaryota; Fungi; Basidiomycota; Agaricomycetes; Boletales; Suillaceae
Exons: 1
Coding region: 383-1645 (420 amino acids)
Biological process (GO): regulation of DNA-templated transcription
Source: RefSeq, a predicted model, not a curated record
UUUGACAUUACAAUAUUGAAUUGAGAGAAGACAACGAUCAGCGCGAACCGGUUGAGACAGAGACACAGCUCGUAGUCGCACCUGCCCGCGCGCUCUGCUUGGGGACGAAACAGUUGCGGAUAGUACGCCCUCUUCAUUUCAUUCCGGUGCUUGGAUUCAUCACAGAUUUGCUUACCAUUUCAUCUCUAUCAAGCUUCGCGCUUUGUCACGUAUGUUUUAUUACUCCAUCCCGUAACAUAUAUUAACUCGACCACCUAAUCGGACAAUCUUGGUGUGUCAAUAUUCCUCGAAUCCAUUCAACUUGUUCAUUCCGCAAGCCGUCUUCUUUUUCUAAGUCGGUUCACACAUCCGCUAGAUUCCGUCUUCUUCAGGUUCGCAUCCAAUGCAGGCACCACUUCUCCUCCAACCACCACCUCUUCUUGCUCUUGCUCAGCAGCAACUUAAUCAGACGCGUCCUCGCGUUUCUCAACACUUCUUAUUUCACGACCUUUCCAGUCUCUUGGAUCCUCCUCAUCCCAUGACCGUAGAUAAUGAUCAUGAUUACUCCUCCCAGCCUACGGGAACAAACUACACCUACACAUCAUCCCGAACUCAGUUCGAUGAAGGCUCUCAUUCAGAUCCACAUAACUUGUAUGACGUAGCAUCGUCUUCUCAGACACCUCAACCAUAUACUUCACUUCCAAAUACUUCACCUACAUCUAAUUACACCUCCGUGUCCAAUACUCGCACUGCCGAAGAUAUAUCCUCAGUCAACGGAACUCGUUAUGUUUCAGGUUCCCCUUCUUCCGUUGAUGAUCAUCCGACCGCUUCAUUUCCUCAGCCAUACAGUGCUCCCCAUCACCAGCAUCAUUUUCCUACAUCGGCAUCUUCCUAUUCCCCACCGGAUAUGGUGCGUUACCCAAUUACGUCGAACCUUAGCUCCCGUGGAACCGAUAAAUACGCCCAUGCCCUCUUGGAACAACGCCGCAUGUCCGAGCCAGCCAUGUAUGGCAGCGCAAUAGGCGGUUAUUCCACGAGUUCUUCAACCGAUCUAGCCUCUGCGCGAUAUCAACAACUCCAGCACCACUACACGUCCUCACAAUCAUCCCCCAGAUUGUAUGGGAGCUACGCCUCAUCUCUUCAACGUACGCUAAGCUCAGGGUCUGUGCGUGAUCCACUCUCGGGAUCAUCGUGGAACAACAAAGAUCAACUUUCAUUACACUGUUACGACGGUGUCGACCUGGAAGAACCCAUAUCACCUCUUAACCCUAAUUUCUCGGGUGGCGAGGGCUCCCCAACAAUGGGUAUGCCCUACGGCAGCCUUUCCGAGGAAUAUGGUCCAUCACCGCCUGGUACGGGCACUUCCACAUCCUCCAACGGGGCCAGGCGGUUCGUUGACGCUUCAGGCUCGAGUUCUGACGGUAAACAAUACUCAUUCGUGGCCUUGCCUGGAAACGCAGUCAAGAAGCGUCCAAGGCGGCGUUACGACGAGAUUGAAAGACUUUAUCAAUGUUCAUGGCCUUCAUGCACCAAGGCAUACGGCACUCUAAACCACUUAAAUGCCCACGUCACGAUGCAGAAACAUGGUGUCAAGCGUAGUCCAAACGGUGAGUCUUCAACCUUUGCGUUUUACUUCGGUCGGGGUGUAUUCGGUACCUCACGAUGACAAUAACGACUUCUCGUCAUUAUUUAUAACCCUUGACACAAUUACUGACUGUCCACUUGCAGAAUUUAAAGAGCUUCGUAAACA